AUGAAUAUCUAUUUUAAAGCUGAAACGAAUCCAGCAGGUUGGGUUGCAGAUCAACAACAUCAAUCACUAAUUCAGUAUCGUCGUUCUCCAUUUGAGUUUCCAUCAACACAAUAUGAAUCGUAUCAGGAAAAUGGCACUAAAUAUCUUAAAAGCUUAAAACCGAUAUCAGAUGCUCUUCAAGAUGAGCUAAACGCAUGCACAGGCGAGGUAUUUCUUAGCGGCAUACCGCCGGAAAUUCCAGCAGAAUCUAUUGCCGAAAUCGCUGCAUUAAUAGGUGAGAUAUAUAUACUGAGGUACAAGGUAACAUUCUCUGGGAAUUCUCGAGGCUUUGCUUAUCUUCAAUACAUAAAUCCCACACUCAUGCAGCUGGCUAUAAUUCGCUUGCCGGCUCUUUUUCGACAACACUCAUUACCCAUGAUUCGCGUUCGCCAAUCACGAAACUCUUCAAAACUUUUACUGAAGAAAACUUAUUGCAUUUCGCCACAGAAUGUUUAUGAAAUGUUACGUAACCUAAUAGCUUUUGACAAAUUAGUCGGACGCGAAAUAUUUCCCGGUUAUUUUGAAUAUCAAAUAAUAUUUAAAUGCAAUGAAGAAGCAGUUCAUGCUCGACGUGAUCUUUUGCGCACCAUUUCCAAGUUUGGAAAAAAUGCCAUAGUGGUUUGGGAUACUAGUAGUGAAGAAACGGAUUUUACAAAGGAUUUCAUUAGGUGCGAAAACAAAGUGAAAGUAGAGACGAAACACACUACUUUUCUUCUCCCAAGAGACUCUCAGUACUCUGCAUCAAUGACCGCCGAAAUUGGUUUCCUUGAACUUUAA
Molecule: messenger RNA, 816 nt
Organism: Bactrocera tryoni
Lineage: Eukaryota; Metazoa; Arthropoda; Insecta; Diptera; Tephritidae
Gene: tut
Exons: 3
Coding region: 1-816 (271 amino acids)
Molecular function (GO): RNA binding
Source: RefSeq, a predicted model, not a curated record